This is a messenger RNA of Saccostrea cuccullata (small rock oyster), 608 nucleotides long. RefSeq names its product multimerin-2-like. Gene Ontology annotation, molecular function: protein binding. The transcript has 2 exons. The coding region runs from base 36 to 608 and encodes 190 amino acids. The record is from RefSeq and is a predicted model, not a curated record. Lineage: Eukaryota; Metazoa; Mollusca; Bivalvia; Ostreida; Ostreidae.
CAAGGGCUCGUGAACAGUUAAAAUUGAAGUCGAAAAUGUUCUUCCUGCUAAUGUCCUUUCACCUCACUGUAGCUUCUAUGAAUGAGUUGACAACAAGCAAAAAUUUCUCAGGUUUGGAGGAGCGUAUGUCUAAACUAGAAGGUCGCUUGGAUGUUACAGAGCGCGCUUUGGGUCGUAUGCUUACUGGAGGAGAUAAUGCUAAUGUGUCGUUCCUGGAUGUUCUCACUCUUAGAUCUGGCAUUCUGGAUGAUCAGUCGAUGCCAAUCCUUUUCUCUGCCUACAAAUCCUUUAGUGAGAGAGAUAUAAGCAACAAAGUGAUCAUAAGAUUUGACAAGAUUUACAUUAACGUCGGGGGCCAUUAUCACACAGAAGAUGGUAUCUUCAUUGCUCCAGCCACAGGCAUCUAUUUAUUUCAUUGGACCAUAGCCACAGGAAGUAGUUACUUUGCUACCCAACUGAUGGUCGGUGGUAAACCCCGUGCUUCGAAUCUUGUACCACACACUGGUGCAGGAGAUUCUAGUUCAGCAAUGGUGAUGAUAAACGUGAACAGAACGGAGCACGUCUGGAUACAGAUUUUCGGAGAUAAUGAGCAUGUCUUCGGGGGGUAG